Molecule: messenger RNA, 2463 nt
Organism: Orycteropus afer afer
Lineage: Eukaryota; Metazoa; Chordata; Mammalia; Tubulidentata; Orycteropodidae
Gene: DNAI4
Product: dynein axonemal intermediate chain 4
Biological process (GO): cilium movement
Cellular component (GO): axonemal dynein complex
Molecular function (GO): dynein heavy chain binding; dynein light chain binding
Source: RefSeq, a predicted model, not a curated record
AUGACACCCGGCAAACAGUCCAGUGGCACAGCCAGAGCCGCUAACGCCGAGGUUUGGGGUACAAGGGCGACAAGCGGCCAGGGAAGGAGCUGAUUGACCAUUCCCCAGUCAGUCGCCACCAUGCGCAUCUCUCCACCAAGCAGUCGCAAGCAGCCUAGCGUCGGGUUGAACACUGGCCCACAAGUAAGGAAGUCUAUUAGCUUUAUUAAUCCUAUAAAAGGAACCCAAACAAAAGGAUAUGCUGGUGCAAACCAAAGCAGAAUUGGUAUGUCAAGGACCAUGACCAUUGUACCUGAAGUAAAAAUAGAGAAAAUGAAUAUUGCCUCCACAAAGACAGUCACACAAGUGAUUGAUGUAAAUGGAGUUGAUGUUACUCCCCGACCUCUUUACCAUCCAGAUCCACAUACUGGUACAGCAAAGCCAAAUAAACUACUGACAUCGCAAGAAGGAUCACUUGGAUCAGAUUUUAUAUCUUCCUAUAGCCUUUAUCAGAAUACAAUAAAUCCCAGUUUACUAGGACAGUUUACAAGGUCAGCUUUAGGAAGCAGUACUGUUUCUAAGUCAAGUAUAUCAACAACUGAAUCAAUAGCAGAAGACCUAGAAGAGCCAUCCUAUAAAAGAGAAAGAUUGACUAGUUAUACAGAUUUACGAGUUGUGAGGACAGCACCUGAAAAAAUAGUAACAAAAGACGACUUGGAGAAGAAUAUAGAGAUAAUACUUGAAGAGACAGAAACACUGAGAAUUUUUGACCUGCCAACAGUCAUGGUUUCUGUAGAAUCUGAAGAAGCUGAGAAAGUAAACCAGAGGAACAAAAAGUAUGAAGCUCUUUGUAGAAAUAGAGCAGGCAAUGACUUAUAUGUUGAAAGGAUGAUGCAGACUAUUAAUGGAGCACCAAAGACAAAAGAAGUUCAAUGUGACAAAGUCAUAAUGAAGGACAAAGGCAUAAUGUCUACUGCUUGGGAUUUAUAUGAUUCUUACAGUGCUUUGGAAUGUUCAUCCUCAUCAGUGAAACAAGCUACAAGUGAGUCUAGUAAAACAAAUGUACCCUCUAAAGAACGGGACCACAGAGCAGCAGGGAGUACUACGGAAAAAAACAGUGAAGCAAGUUCUCUAAUGGAUAUUGAAAAUGUAAUUCUUGCUAAAAUUCAUGAAGAUGAAGAAGACCAUUCAGAUACAAUAUUAAAAUCUGACAAGUUUCAUCAAGACUUAUUUUUUAUGGAACGAGUUUUAAUGGAAAAUAUAUUUCAGCCAAAACUUGCAGCCUAUCGUCAGCUUCCUAUUUUAAAAGAACCUGAACCUGAAGAACCUGAAGACUUCUUACAAAGUGAAAAUCUUGAAGAGACAGAGGAAGAAGUUAAGAAGGAAGAAGAAGAAGAAAUAGAAAUUGGUACACAACAAUCAACAAUACCAGCCAAUUUGGAAAGACUUUGGUCCUUUACCUGUGACUUAACCAAAGGCUUAAAUGUGAGCAGCCUUGCCUGGAAUAAAGCAAAUCCAUGGCCAGAACGUAUUUAUCACAGUAUACAUGGAGUUACUGCUGUGGAUUUUUCAAUUGGAUCACCUAAUCUUUUAGCAGUUGGCUAUUACAAUGGUUCAAUUGCAAUUUAUAAUGUACAGAGCAACAAUACAGUUCCAGUUCUGGAUAGUAGUGAAUCUCCUCAAAAACAUUUGGGACCUAUAUGGCAACUACAGUGGAUAGAACAAGAUCGAGGAACAACGGGUGAUGACAAAAGAGAAAUAUUAGUUUCCAUAUCAGCAGAUGGAAGAAUCUCCAAAUGGGUUAUACGAAAAGGACUGGAUUGUCAUGAUUUGAUUCGAUUGAGACGAACUACUUCUAGCAGCAACAAAAAAGGAGGGGAAAAGGAAAAGAAAGGUGAAGCCUUCAUAUCUCGACAGGCUCCUGGAAUGUGUUUUGCUUUUCAUCCCAAGGACACAAAUAUCUAUUUGGCUGGCACUGAAGAAGGUCAUAUUCACAAAUGUUCUUGUUCAUAUAAUGAACAGUACUUAGAUACUUAUAGAGGACAUAAGGGUCCAGUGUAUAAAAUAGCAUGGAAUCCAUUUUACCAUGAUGUAUUCUUAAGCUGUUCUGCAGAUUGGGGUGUUAUUAUAUGGCAACAGGACAAUAUCAAGCCAUUUUUAACAUUCUAUCCAACUACUUACGUUGUUUAUGAUGUUGCCUGGUCUCCUAGAUCAUCCUAUAUCUUUGCAGCUGCCAAUGAGACCAGAGUGGAGAUUUGGGACCUUCACAUCAGCACUUUGGAUCCUCUGAUUGUGAAUUUUGCUAACCCUGGAAUCAAGUUCACAACUGUUCUCUUUGCCAAACAAACGGAUUGCCUUCUGGUGGGAGACAGUGACGGACAGGUUGCUGUAUAUGAACUGAGGAAUAUGCCCACUGUCUUGGAUUCUGGACGGGGAGAUGUAAUAUGUACUUUGCUUGGACCCAAGUCAAACUACUCAGGAUAA